AUGUCUUGGUCUCAAGUUUCCGAACGCCGGUGGGAGCGGCCCGCUAAUGGCAUGGAAGGGUUCUUCGAGGUCAUGGAGAACACUUCUAGCACCAUGUGUGAUGGGCGGCGCCAGUUUACGAUAUUUUCUCGCCUCAAGGUUGACCUGCAAAUCCCAGAUGCAGAAGACGCCCUGCGAUAUGCGUGGAAGCAGUUGCGCUAUGAGCAGCCACAGAUUGCCGUAACUACCGAAGGAUUCAAUAAAAUCUAUGAAGUCCCGGACGAAGCUUCGCUUCAGUCAUGGUUGGAUGAAACGUUCAUCGUAUCAGAUGACGCGGAGGGCGAAACCAUUGGGAAUGACGCCUGCCCCAUCAGCCAAGCAACUCUCUACUAUGUGCCAAAAGCCUCGCAGCUCGUUAUUCGAGUCUCCCAUUCCCUCAUAGAUGGGAUUGGCAUGGUCCGCGUGUGGGAUUCCUAUCUGAAGGCUUUGACCAAUCCAAAGCCAGAUCUGGUGUUUGGCGAGGAAUCCUCUCACUUGGUUCCUGCAUUGGAGAAGGCGUUCGGCCACCCCGAUGUCCUCCCCGAGGAGACGGUAGCCAAAGGCGCUCAGGUCACUCUCGACGCGGUCGGAUCAAUGCCAGGAAUCGGCCCUCGGAAUCGAAUUGGUACGGUCCCAGCCGGACCCGCGCGCAGGCGCGACUUUGAGCUGUCCGAGCAGGCAACCGAAGCUAUUGUGCGGGCAUGUAAGAAGAACGGGUAUAGUGUCAGCGCAGCGGUCCACGCCGCUUUCGCGUUGACGGUGGUCAAGCAUGCCGACCCUGCACAAACCACCGACAAAUCGAAGUAUGUCACCGUGAAUAGCUACAAUCUUCGUUCCUAUCUUCCUGCGCCCUACAAUGAGACGGCAGCGGCUCUCUACUAUUCUAUUCGGCCCUUGGUCCUCGACAAGCCUGAUAACUUCAAGGACCUUGUGCGUGCCAUUGAUGCUGAUUAUAAUGCGGCAUUCAAGAACAAUGCGGAGAAUCUCGUCCUAUGUGGCCCAGUCACUAAUACUCUACGUGAGAUCGUGAAGACUCCGGAGUUCUGGGCCGCGCCUCCCGCCCGGGAUGCCUUGGUGAGCAGUUUAGGUGUUCUCGAGCGCCAUCUGCAACAGUCUUACUCCUCUUCUGAUGGCAGCAGACGCGUCAUUGUGGAAGGCUUCAAGCUCGGCACGGAGAUCAUUCUCGGGCACAGCAUGUUCUUCUUCUAUACAUUCCGCAACCGGCUGCAGAUGGUGUUUAGCUACAACGAAGCCUAUGAGGACGAAGCGCACAUCCAAACCUACUUGGAGGAUGUACAAAAGAUUCUAGUAGAGGAGCUUGUGGCAUAA
Penicillium chermesinum is the source of this 1347-nucleotide messenger RNA. RefSeq lists its product as uncharacterized. The transcript has a single exon. Bases 1 to 1347 code for a protein of 448 amino acids. The record is from RefSeq and is a predicted model, not a curated record. Lineage: Eukaryota; Fungi; Ascomycota; Eurotiomycetes; Eurotiales; Aspergillaceae.